AUGAACAAGCUGUAUAUCGGAAACCUCAACGAGAACGUGACUCCGGCGGAUCUGGAGAAAGUCUUCAACGACCACAAAAUAUCCUUCUCUGGCCAGUUCUUGGUGAAAUCUGGCUACGCCUUUGUCGACUGCCCAGAUGAGCAAUGGGCUAUGAAAGCCAUCGAAACUUUUUCUGGCAAAGUGGAGUUGCAUGGGAAACAACUCGAGAUUGAACACUCAGUCCCUAAAAAGCAAAGGAGCCGCAAAAUUCAGAUAAGAAACAUCCCCCCCCAGCUUCGAUGGGAGGUCUUGGAUGGUUUGCUAGCUCAAUAUGGUACUGUGGAAAACUGUGAACAAGUGAAUACGGACAGCGAGACAGCAGUUGUUAAUGUCACCUAUUCUAACCGGGAACAGACAAGACAAGCCAUCAUGAAACUUAAUGGACACCAGCUGGAAAACCAUGCACUGAAGGUCUCCUACAUACCUGACGAACAGACUGGGCAGGGUGCAGAGAAUGGACGUCGAGGUGGCUUUGGGACUCGGGGUGCCCCAAGGCAAGGGUCUCCUGUGGCUUCAGGAGCUCCAGUGAAGCAGCAACCAGUGGAUAUCCCCCUUCGGCUUCUUGUUCCUACUCAGUAUGUGGGAGCCAUUAUUGGCAAAGAAGGUGCCACCAUCCGCAACAUAACCAAGCAGACGCAAUCCAAAAUUGAUGUGCACCGGAAGGAAAACGCUGGGGCGGCAGAGAAAGCAAUAAGCAUCCAUUCAACCCCAGAAGGCUGCUCUGCUGCUUGCAAGAUGAUCCUGGAAAUCAUGCAGAAGGAGGCAAAAGACACCAAGACUGCUGAUGAAGUACCUCUGAAAAUCCUAGCCCACAACAACUUUGUGGGACGACUGAUUGGCAAGGAGGGACGCAACCUGAAGAAAGUUGAACAGGACACAGAGACAAAGAUCACCAUCUCCUCCCUUCAGGACUUGACAUUAUACAACCCUGAAAGGACUAUCACUGUGAAAGGCUCCAUUGAGAACUGCUGCAGAGCAGAGCAAGAAAUUAUGAAGAAAGUGAGGGAGGCCUAUGAGAAUGAUGUUGCGGCCAUGAGUCUACAGUCACACUUGAUACCUGGUCUCAACCUAGCUGCUGUUGGUCUCUUUCCUGCCUCUUCCAACGCUGUGCCACCUCCUCCAAGUAGUGUCUCUGGAGCAGCUCCGUACAAUUCUUUUUUGCCUCCUGAGCAAGAGACUGUGCAUGUUUUCAUCCCUGCCCAGGCUGUAGGUGCGAUCAUUGGCAAGAAGGGACAGCAUAUCAAACAGCUCUCCAGAUUUGCAAGUGCCUCAAUCAAGAUUGCUCCUCCAGAGACGCCAGAUUCCAAAGUGCGCAUGGUGAUAAUCACUGGACCACCAGAAGCCCAGUUUAAGGCUCAAGGACGAAUUUAUGGAAAGCUGAAAGAGGAAAACUUUUUUGGGCCCAAAGAAGAAGUGAAACUUGAGACGCACAUCCGAGUCCCUGCCUCAGCAGCAGGAAGAGUCAUUGGCAAAGGGGGCAAAACAGUCAAUGAACUGCAGAACCUGACAGCAGCUGAGGUAGUUGUUCCCCGGGAUCAAACCCCUGAUGAGAAUGAGCAAGUCAUUGUCAAAAUCAUCGGACAUUUCUAUGCUAGCCAGAUGGCUCAACGCAAAAUACGUGAUAUCCUUGCUCAGGUGAAACAACAGCAUCAAAAGGGACAGAACAGCCAGACACAAGCACGAAGGAAAUAG
This is a messenger RNA of Candoia aspera, 1731 nucleotides long. It is a transcript of the gene IGF2BP1, whose product is annotated as insulin like growth factor 2 mRNA binding protein 1. Bases 1 to 1731 code for a protein of 576 amino acids. NCBI's taxonomy places the organism in Eukaryota, Metazoa, Chordata, Lepidosauria, Squamata, Candoiidae. Gene Ontology annotation, biological process: regulation of gene expression; nervous system development. The record is from RefSeq and is a predicted model, not a curated record. The transcript is spliced from 15 exons. Gene Ontology annotation, molecular function: mRNA 3'-UTR binding. Gene Ontology annotation, cellular component: nucleus; cytoplasm; cytosol.